Messenger RNA from Manacus vitellinus (golden-collared manakin), 651 nucleotides. RefSeq names its product heat shock protein 30-like. The record is from RefSeq and is a predicted model, not a curated record. NCBI's taxonomy places the organism in Eukaryota, Metazoa, Chordata, Aves, Passeriformes, Pipridae. Gene Ontology annotation, molecular function: protein folding chaperone. The transcript is spliced from 2 exons. Gene Ontology annotation, biological process: protein refolding; response to heat. Bases 154 to 651 code for a protein of 165 amino acids.
AGGAGGGUGCGUGGGGAGAGAGCGUUCUGGAAGGGGCACACCCCUGGGCAGGGGAGCAUAAAACCCGCUGCUCCCUGGCCCCAACCCAGCACCGCUACAGCCGCUGCACCGAGCAGAGACACAGCACAGCCGGAGCGUUUGCCGGGAGCAGAGAUGCUUUGCCGCCUGCACUUCAUGCCACCCAUGUCCAGCUCGCUGUUCCCGUGGCUGGGACCCGUCCGCACCCUUUGGCCUCAUCCAGGCACCCUCUUCGCCGAGCUGGAGCGGGAGAUGCGGCUGGAGAUGGAAAGGGCUCGGGAGUUCAUGAGCAGCGUCGAGCAGUACCUGAGCACUGGGAGCAGCCCCGGGCGGGUCAGCAUCGCCCCGAGCACCAGCGCAGCCCUGACCCAGAGCUCCGGGGACGGCUUCUCCGUCUGCCAGGACGUGAAGGACUUUGCGCCCGAGCAGCUGUCGGUGAAGGUGGUGGGCAGGAAGGUGGUGCUGGUGGGGCAGAAGGAGACGCAGAGCACGGAUGAGAAGGGCUCCUUCUCCUACAAGUACGAGGUGCUGAAGCGGGAGUGGGACGUGCCCGAGGAGGUGGACGCCGAGGCGCUGACCUGCUCCCUGUCGAAGGACGGGCAGCUCCGCAUCGAGGCCCCCAAGCUGGGCUAA